GGAGUCUCGGCGGAAUGUUCAGCCACCAAGAAAUAAAACCACUCCUCUUUUUCCCCUGUUUUACCCACUCUACCCGAAGUAACCCCACUGAUUCAUCGACCUGCUAAAAUGGAAAAUGGCGGCGCGGAAUCGCUGCCGCCGCGGCCUAAGGUAGGAGUGGCGGUGAUCCUGUUAAAUGGGAAUAAGGUGCUGUUAGGACGGCGCCUCUCUCCCGUCGGCCACAACACCUUCGCCCUUCCCGGCGGCCACCUCGAGUUCGGGGAGAGUUUUGAAGAAUGUGGGGCAAGAGAGGUAAGAGAAGAGACAGGACUAGACAUUGACAAGGUUGGGUUCUUAACAGCCAUCAACAAUGUGAUGGUCCCAGAGAGAGUUCAUGUUGUUUGUGUGCUCCUACGGGCAACCAUUCCUCCAGGGCAGAACACAGUGCCCCAAAAUCUGGAGCCAGACAAGUGUGGGGGUUGGGACUGGUAUGACUGGGACAACCUCCCAAACCCUCUCUUCGGACCCUUGGAGGACGCCCUCCGGUCUGGUCUUAAUCCCUUCCCUCCAAAUUUAUCACAGAAAUAAAUAAGAAAAUAUGUGUACUAAUUAGCACUAAAAUUUAAGUUAUUUCCCUAAAAAGUACUCAAACUGUUUUAUUUUCUAAAUACUACUUAAUAAUGUUAAUAAUGUCUAGUGAUGGCGAACAUUUACUUGAAUAAUGACUAAAAGUGAUA
Messenger RNA from Cuscuta campestris, 716 nucleotides. The record is from the annotation of a GenBank genome assembly. Lineage: Eukaryota; Viridiplantae; Streptophyta; Magnoliopsida; Solanales; Convolvulaceae.